Salvelinus namaycush (lake trout) is the source of this 1638-nucleotide messenger RNA. Its product is annotated as extensin-2-like. The record is from RefSeq and is a predicted model, not a curated record. The transcript has a single exon. Bases 1 to 1638 code for a protein of 545 amino acids. NCBI's taxonomy places the organism in Eukaryota, Metazoa, Chordata, Actinopteri, Salmoniformes, Salmonidae.
AUGCCGUAUUACUCCCUACAGAUGGUACCGUAUUACUCCCUACAGAUGAUACCGUAUUACUCCCUACAGAUGAUACCGUAUUACUCCAUACAGAUGAUACCGUAUUACUCCAUACAGAUGAUACCGUAUUACUCCCUACAGAUGGUACCGUGUUACUCCCUACAGAUGCUGUAUUACUCCCUACAGAUGAUACCGUAUUACUCCCUACAGAUGGUACCGUAUUACUCCCUACAGAUGGUACCGUAUUACUCCCUACAGAUGAUACCGUAUUACUCCCUACAGAUGAUGCCGUAUUACUCCAUACAGAUGAUACCGUAUUACUCCCUACAGAUGAUACCGUAUUACUCCCUACAGAUGGUACCGUAUUACUCCCUACAGAUGCUGUAUUACUCCCUACAGAUGAUACCGUAUUACUCCCUACAGAUGGUACCGUAUUACUCCCUACAGAUGAUACCGUAUUACUCCCUACAGAUGAUACCGUAUUACUCCCUACAGAUGCUGUAUUACUCCCUACAGAUGGUACCGUAUUACUCCCUACAGAUGGUACCGUAUUACUCCCUACAGAUGGUACCGUAUUACUCCCUACAGAUGAUACUGUAUUACUCCCUACAGAUGAUACCGUAUUACUCCCUACAGAUGAUGCCGUAUUACUCCCUACAGAUGGUACCGUAUUACUCCCUACAGAUGGUACCGUAUUACUCCCUACAGAUGAUGCCGUAUUACUCCCUACAGAUGAUACCGUAUUACUCCCUACAGAUGGUACCGUAUUACUCCCUACAGAUGAUACCGUAUUACUCCCUACAGAUGGUACCGUAUUACUCCCUACAGAUGGUACCGUAUUACUCCCUACAGAUGAUACCGUAUUACUCCCUACAGAUGAUACCGUAUUACUCCCUACAGAUGAUACCGUAUUACUCCCUACAGAUGGUACCGUAUUACUCCCUACAGAUGGUACCGUAUUACUCCCUACAGAUGGUACCGUAUUACUCCCUACAGAUGAUGCCGUAUUACUCCCUACAGAUGAUACCGUAUUACUCCCUACAGAUGGUACCGUAUUACUUCCUACAGAUGAUACCGUAUUACUCCCUACAGAUGGUACCGUAUUACUCCCUACAGAUGAUACCGUAUUACUCCCUACAGAUGGUACCGUAUUACUCCCUACAGAUGGUACCGUAUUACUCCCUACAGAUGGUACCGUAUUACUCCCUACAGAUGAUACCGUAUUACUCCCUACAGAUGGUACUGUAUUACUCCCUACAGAUGGUACCGUAUUACUCCCUACAGAUGAUACCGUAUUACUCCCUACAGAUGGUACCGUAUUACUCCCUACAGAUGGUACCGUAUUACUCCCUACAGAUGAUACCGUAUUACUCCCUACAGAUGAUACCGUAUUACUCCCUACAGAUGAUACCGUAUUACUCCCUACAGAUGGUACCGUAUUACUCCCUACAGAUGAUACCGUAUUACUCCCUACAGAUGAUACCGUAUUACUCCCUACAGAUGAUACCGUAUUACUCCCUACAGAUGGUACCGUAUUACUCCCUACAGAUGAUACCGUAUUACUCCCUACAGAUAAUACCGUAUUACUCCCUACAGAUGGUACCGUAUGACUCCCUACAGAUGGUACCGUAUUACUGA